Messenger RNA from Amphibalanus amphitrite, 3827 nucleotides. Its product is annotated as arrestin domain-containing protein 3-like. Gene Ontology annotation, biological process: protein transport. NCBI's taxonomy places the organism in Eukaryota, Metazoa, Arthropoda, Thecostraca, Balanomorpha, Balanidae. The transcript has 7 exons. Bases 20 to 1243 code for a protein of 407 amino acids. Gene Ontology annotation, cellular component: cytoplasm. The record is from RefSeq and is a predicted model, not a curated record.
GAGCGCAGAGAGGGAAGAGAUGGGUAUUCAUUCAGUUAGCAUCUCAUUUAGGGGAGAGACUGCUGGCUAUGCCACCUAUCGACCAGGAGAAACUGUCCAUGGUGUCAUGACGCUCAUCAUCGGUGGCUGUGAGCCGCACAAGCUCUCAUCUGUAUUAGUCAAGGUACGAGGCUUGGCUAAAUCCCUUUGGAAGACUCAUAGCGGCUCGGGGAAGAACCGACACACCCACACUCACACCGAGGACCUGUGGCUCAUCAGGGAGGACAUCUUCUUUAUAAGAGGUCCGACGGUGGAGGCGCUACACCCGGGCACAUACCAGUACGCGUUCUCGCACCAGCUGCGCCUGGGCCUGCCGCCGACGUACAGCUGUCAGUACGGCACCAUCAGCUACAUGUGCAAGGCGCGCGCCAUCAGCCACGACCUGUUCGCCUUCAACGGCAAGUCCGAGUACACGUUCACCGUGCUGCCGGCGCUCGACCUGAACGCCGAGCCGGCCAAUCUGGCGGAGCCGGCUUCUGUGACUGCCGAGGCGCAGCAGUCGCUCUUCGGCCACGCGAUAGGUCGGUUCACACUGACCAUGUCGCCCCAGGCAGCCGUCGGAGGGCAGACCAUCUCCUUCACCAUUGACGGGCCCGAGCGGCUCUUCAGGAAACAGCUCAACGCGCCCGGCGUUGUCAAACUCAAACGGUGUACGCUGUGUAUCGCUAACGGUCGCCGCCGGGAGGAGAAGCGAGACGUGGCUGUCGUACAGCCGGGACAGUCGCCCAACGGAUGGCACCGCUUCGAGCUGACCGUUCCGCGCCACGAGGGCAUCACCAUCAGCGCCGUCAUGUGCCGCAUCAUCACAGUCACCUACUACGUCAAGAUCAAGUCUCGCCACAUCACGCUCUCGCUGCCGCUGGUGCUGGGCACGGUGCCGUUUCACCGGUCCCACGUGCGCAGCCGUUCCGUCUCUCCGCGCCCGACCGCGCCGUCCGCCGCCGGAGGCACCGAGCCGCGGCGGCGCUCCGCCUGGGCUGACAGUCCCAGUCUGCGGCCGCCGGCCGAGCACCACUCGUCCUCGGCGCCGGCGCUGGCCGCCGCGCCCGACUACGACCCGCCGCCCUCGUACGAGCAGGUGAUGCGCGACCAGCCGCACAGUCCCGGCCGAGCCGCCGCCGGCGGGCACACAGCCAGCGAGACUGAGCGCCGACACAAAAAGGAACACGAGGCCACUGGCUUCACGUUUCUGGGGGACAUGUGAGCGCUGCGCUCGCUGACCGGGCUCUGGACGGCCGACUGUCGGCCGGAUCAGGUCGACGGACAGGGUGAGUACAUUGCCACCUCCCCUCCUCCCUCCGCCUCGUCUCUCUCUGCUCUCCCUGGUGACAGCACUGGCCCGUGUCUCGGCCGGCGGGCAGAGCUGGGUGGAUGAUGCGGCGACCUGCCCACGGUGGGCUGUGUGGUGUCACACCGACAAGGGUACAGUCACAUCAGUUGGGGGUGACUCCAGAGGUGGGUACACUGUUCGGCCCACGGGGUGCUGUGUGCUGGUCAGUGACCGAAUUAGUCCCACAGAGGGCACGAUAAGUCGCAGUCUGGCGGUGGUCUGGUAAGCUUCGAUCUUACAGCCAGAAAUGGCAUACGUCGGCAAAAAUGUAGAUAGGCCUGCUCAGUGCUCUGUGGUGGUCUGCACAGACUGGCAUUUAUCAUGGCUACAAAAAGAGGUGAAUGGGAACUUAUGUGUAGUUUUAUGAAAAAUGCGUGCGACAAUCUUUAGGACUUGUGUGUAGUUUUAUGGAAUCGGUGUUGAUAUUCAGCCUGGUUGCUGCGUUUUCACUUUUUAUACACCAAAUCUGUUAUAUUAAUGAAUUUUUAAGUGGAUAUUGUCGGGUCAUUUGUAUGUUUAGAUCUGAAUCGAUAUUGACCUGUUAAGGAAUAUGAUCCUGUGUCGGACGCUGAUUGUCAGAGCAAAGAGUGCAAUUUUUAUGCAGCAGUGUUUUUCAUUACAUGACGUGUCUAGUCUGGUUCGGUUUUACACCAUGUCCGGCUCCUGCACGCACCUCUGUCUUACGCACGCCAUCGACGCCGAUUCUCCGUUCAGAGAGUCUCGUUUUUUCGUGACAAAGCUGCGGCGUCACCUAGCUGAGGCAGUGACGCCAUCUGUGCGAGAGUCGGUGGUCGGCAGCGCCCGCUGUGGUGUUGGGUCUGCGCUGGUAGGUCUCCCCUCUCGUAAUGUAUCUCCUCGUACAUUUCGAGCAGCAGAGGUCCAUACCAUCGCUAUGAGAAAGCGAACGCGGUGGGUGAUUUGGCGUCAGAGGUAGUAUAAGGGUGAGUUGUUGUUUUGUGAUGGUGCUGCCCUGUGAAUUCACCGUUUGUUGCAUUGUGGGAAAAGCUCCUCAGGGGCCGUCCCUUGAUGCAAACUUACUCGAUACACAUAACACAGCAAGCGUUGUGGUGAUGGGUUCGUUCCCCUUCAUGGUCUGCAGUACAACUGUUCAGUCAGUGGCUCAGUAUGCAAAACAGGCAUAUAAAACCCAGCAUGCACGAUACGUAUCUGUACACGCCAAUGACCUUCUCAGCCGUGUAUUGCACUACAUGUCGAGGUGACGGUGUACUCCGUUUCGCUUUCGUCGAUAUCCUUUAUCGCGAUAGUGACGGAAACCUUAAAUUUGUCUACUCCUCCGUUCGUUCGCUUCCUCGCGAGUGUCUUAGACACGAUCAGUUGUUUAGUUUUAAGACAAGCUCCAGAGUUUUGAGACAUGCGCCAGAAACAUGUACGUGAUGAUACGUGCCAAUUGGCUUUGUGGAGUGGUGAUAGGAUAGCCCGCACCACAGGCGUUGAAUUCACUUUUUGUGAGUUUUUAUUCUGAUGCUCACGCUAUUUUUGCGUGCAUUUAGGUAUAGAUCCCAAAGUUUGGUAAAACAAUGUAUUGUUUGUGUUUUAGUUUUUUAAUUAGUAGGACGCGUUUCAGUGGCACUUUACUCGUCCUGACGCCAGUGUGAUUGAAACUAUUCCUGUGUCGUGUUGUCUGCAACGCUGUGCCUUCGUACUAUGUUCAACGUGCGUCUGAACUUGUGUCUGAAAUUAAAUGUGUGUCUCAAGUCUGUUUGUGUGAAGCUAUCUGAUGUAUAUCUGUGGUUCAUCUGAACCGUUACAAGCAAGCUAAACAGCACACAUUUGUUGAAAUUGGACAGAGCGGGUUAUGUCCUUAAAUGGCACCUACUGUUAAUAACUUUAACGCCGCAGUUUAUGCAGCGUUGGGUGGCGCAACGCUGGUGAUUUGUGGACGUAUUGCGAGUAUCUGUAUGCUUGCGUUAGGUACAAGAGGUGAACCUCAUUAACAGUGUCUAUUUUAUGUUUUGAUAUUUGCUCUAGACCCAUGGCCUUGGCAGAGAAGGACGUCAUUAUGCUUGUUCUUUGAAGCCGCUGGAAUGCAUCCAUUGAGCUUAUAUGAGUUGUGUGUUUUGAUUUGAAUAGUGCUAGAGAAAAAGGUAAAAAUGGCCAGACCAGUUGUCGAUGCAUCGUCUGUUGAUUGACCAAAUAUGAAGCCAGAUGAACUCAAAUGGGGCAUUGGUUCUGUGAAGUUUGAUAGGCGAACAACAUGAAUACGCUCGUAACCAAUGUGUUUAUGGGCAUGGUGUCUUCAGUUUUAACAUGCGGCGAUUUAUUGCAUAAAAUGUCAGCUCAUCGUCAUAUUUAUCGCUUGUUUGAAACAUUUGUGUGCCUGUCGUCUCCGAAAAGAAAUAUCGCUCGAAUCCUGACCAUGUUACAUGUGUCUGCCUUUUCCGGUAAUGAAAAACUGCCUAAAUCGCGACAAUUCUUACAAUACAUCGUUUGGCUUUAU